Messenger RNA from Mesocestoides corti, 1761 nucleotides. The record is from the annotation of a GenBank genome assembly. Lineage: Eukaryota; Metazoa; Platyhelminthes; Cestoda; Cyclophyllidea; Mesocestoididae.
AUGAAUGUUUGUUUUUGGGCAAAUAUCUGCAACUCCUCUGAGGUCGGAAAAGUGCACGCAAUUGACCGAGAUGCUGACCCGAAGAAUAACCGCGUCCGCUAUCACAUCAACGACGAAGGAAACACCGCCUUUCUCGAUGGAGUUCGUGCUAGUCGUUUUUUCUCUAUAACUCCCACUGGAGAAAUCUACACCAAUCCAAUCCCAAUUGAUCGAGAACAAGUUUCAAUUCUCACCUUUUCCGUUGUCGCAAUAGACAGUGGUGAGCCUCCACUCUCCGCUUUUGCCACGGUAGUCAUUCGCGUCGAAGACAUCAACGACAACGGACCCCAGUGGGUCUAUCCAUUGCCAUGUCCACAAGCCACAAGUAUCAACAUUUCUGCCUAUUCAACUGUUGGAAUGAUUGUCGCUCGCUUAGAGGCGAUCGACCCCGAUAUCGGUGUUAACGGACAAGUUGAAUACGAAAUAAUUCGUGGUAAUGGCCAAAAUUAUUUUGAUUUGGACCGUCACUCUGGAACCCUGUACUUGAAAAAAUCUCUUGAACUUGGUGCACAAAGCAAUUCAACCUCAGAUCACGCCUCUCCCACGUCAUUUGCAUUGUCCUUGAAAGCCACCGAUGGUGGUGAUCCCCCACGCAGCAACGUAUCGAUUCUUCGAAUUUUAGUCCAGACUAUGGACGUCUUUCCACCAGACUUUACUUCAAACGACGGAGGCCGUUCUCAUAGGAAAAACCAGCAGUUCUCCGCCAAUGGCUACCUGAAGCAACAGGGCAAUUACGUUGACCGUGACCUCUUAGUUAUGAUUGUAAUGAUAAUAAUCACCCUCCUGGUCUCCGUACUCUUGAUCAUGGCGAUCGUCCUUCUUCGCUGCAGGCAGAUCCACUCGACACGAGAGACCGGAAUAGACCCACAGACCGGGUCAGGUGGUGCUGGUGGUGUUGGGAUAAUGCGUGUUGCGCAGAUAAAACCACAUCCCUGGCUUCCACCGCCAUCACACGACUCCAGCGCUAAGUCCGGUUUCACCGUGGACUCUUCCAAAUCAGGAAAUGCUCCAUUCGACGGACAUGCACAGUACAUGACUUCAUCGGACCAAUUCGUGGCAUCUGAUGCAACCUUAAAAUCGAUCGAGGGUGUGCCGGUGGCUGGUACUUACGACCGAUUCUCCCCUGCUGUAAUUGUUUCAACUUCGACAUUCCAAAGACCAAAUCAGAACUCCGAUCCGAGCUCAGUAGGGACCUUUGUUUACACAAGUAAACACGUCGGGGACAACACGAAUCCCUGUUACAUCAGGCAGGUUUGUGCUACACUCCCAAACAAUGCAACCGCCAGACCUCUAACAGACGCUAGUGGACGUUGUUACAUGACGCUGAACCCUGAACUCUACGAGAUCGAACACCCAUACGGUCAGUUAAAGUACCACAGUGGAGCAUAUCAGUCGCCAGGAAGGGGUCCGAAAACAGCAGGAAUAAGCGCGAUGAUCAAGAGUACGCCUAACAUUGGCGAAGUUGAAUCGUCUGCAGCAGUCGAAUGUGUUCGUAGUGUGGAACCACCGAUGGUUGAGAUUCAGAAACGCUGCCGAUUCAAGAUUGAUUCUUCGGGAAGUCGACCGCUGCUAGCUUCCAAUACGCCCAUCUUUGAUAAAUCAGAAAGCACGGAAGAAACGGUCGACGGCGAAAUGGAGUUGGAGUCGAUGCAGAUGAAGCGUUUGCGCACCAGUUGCAACUCCGUCGGCCCCGAAGACUCACUGCUAGUUAAUAUUCACUGA